Messenger RNA from Mytilus trossulus (common blue mussel), 1787 nucleotides. Its product is annotated as innexin unc-7-like. The record is from RefSeq and is a predicted model, not a curated record. The transcript is spliced from 3 exons. The coding region runs from base 555 to 1715 and encodes 386 amino acids. Gene Ontology annotation, cellular component: gap junction; plasma membrane. Gene Ontology annotation, molecular function: gap junction channel activity. Lineage: Eukaryota; Metazoa; Mollusca; Bivalvia; Mytilida; Mytilidae.
GCAUCGUAUUAUAAAAAUUAAGGAAUGCAUUCACGUUGCUGAGUUUAGUAAUACACGUACAAUGUUCUCUUUUUUCAAAAUUCUCCGUAACAAGAAAAGACAACUCGCCAUGUACUUGCAUAAUUACAGUCGUUACUUCUUUAAUUCGACUAUAAAAUUUUCUUGUAAGUAUAUUAACCUCUCUUGCAACACAUAUUAUAUUCAAAACAAAAUACACUUUCCCACACAAAACAAGCUGGCUUACAAUUACAAUAAUUAGUAAAGUAUACAAGAUGAAAGAUGAACUCGUGUUAUCUUUACUUUAUAUCACGAGAUUUCUCAAACAAUCAUAUUCUUUUGUUUCUCCUUUGUAUAUUAAAAUGUAGCCUGUCAUCUAAUUACAAGAUAUUCUUUUAUACUGCAUCUUGUUUGCAGCAAAGGUGUCUGUAGGGGCGUUAGCAAUUAGUUUUCAUCUUGAUCGUGCACUUUUAUGUGUUACUUUUAAGAAUUUUGUCUGAACGAACGAAGCAGUUCGUUUCUUGCUCAGUGCCAUUGAACUAAAAUUGUUCUGAAAGAUGAUUGCAAAAUAUUUCAAACCAGUGAUCAACUACAGCAGCUGGGCCGACCGAUUUAGCAGUAUAUGGACAUUUCUUGCCUUUAUAAUAAUUGCACUUGUUGCAGCAUGGCGUCACCACGUCGGACCAAAUGUUUCAUGCUAUUUACCUUAUGGAGUCAGAUAUCAACCGAAUUUUACAUCAGAAAUGUCUAAGUAUAUACACGAUAGGUGUUGGUCCGCUAGACAAUUGACGGUAUACUAUCCAGAACAACGAUACGAGUACGCCGUUGUUUCUGACGAGUAUUAUAAUCGAAGGAAAGAUAGCAGACGUACACUUUACCAAUGGUUACCUGUCAUAAUUGCUUGCCAGGCCUUGUUCUUUAGGUUACCAGAUGUGCUUUUGAGAGUAUUUGAUUCACUGUUUGGAUAUGGCUCCUCAAAGAUAGUAGGUCUUGUGCGUGGAUAUAAGUCCUUGUCCGCCAUUGACAGGACAGCACUGGCGAGAGAAUUGGCAAAUUAUUUCAAGGUUAUCUUUGAAUCACGAACAUUAAAGAAAAUUGGGAUACUAGCUGUUGUUAUCAUUUUUGUGAAACUUUUGUUUUUCGCCAAUGCUUUAACUCAGCUAAUUCUCCUCGAUGGGUAUUUAUCUCCCACGAAUGAAACCUCCUAUGGACGGCAUAUUGUUGAUGGCAUUAUCAGCAGGAACUAUUCCGAAAUAGAUCCAUCACCAGCGUUUCCGCGCCAAGUAUAUUGCUAUGUCAAUCUCCACCGGUUCAUUCCCAACUUGAACCAUACGUUGCAAUGUUCGGUGCCCGUCAAUGAAUUCAAUGAGCAAAUCUCUUUCUUCAUGUGGGUCUGGUUACUGGUAGUUUGUGUCGUGGCUGCUCUCAGUCUUGUUGUAUUUAUUAUCAAGGGAUUCGUACCAAUUUUCAGAGAAAGAUUCAUACUUAAAUAUCUGAAGAUGGCCAGUCUUGCACCAACUAAGACUCAAACGGCAACAUUCACCAAUUCAGUCAUUGGACAAGAUGGAAUCCUUCUUUUAAAACUGAUCAGGGAAGUCUCGUCUGAUAUUCUUGUACGAGACAUAGUUGUCAAAAUCUGGUACCUUCAUUAUAUAGAACCUAAGAGCAAGGAUCAGAGUGUUCAAUAUCCCGAUAAAUCGACCGGUUACAAAGUUUAGCUGGCGUCACUGAUUUGACAGGAAGUGCUUACUUUACCUUAUGCAUUUUUCAACGUAUAGUGAGUUUGUGUA